AUGGCUAGAGGGGGGGUUAGUCCAGUGGUAGGUCAGGCCGAGGUAAGCACCUCAGGAAGCGGAGAUGUUGCAAGGGUGAAUGGUCAGCUGGCUGUAUCUCGAGCUUUCGGAGACAAGAAUCUCAAGACACACUUGAGGUCCGAUCCAGAUGUCCGAAGUUCUGAUGUUGGAUCAGAAACUGAUGUUCUCAUCCUUGCAAGUGACGGUCUAUGGAAGGUCAUGUCUAAUCAAGAGGCAGUUGAUAUUGCCAGAAAGACAAAAGACCCGCAUAAGGCAGCCAAACAAUUAGUAGCCGAGGCAUUAAACAGAGACAGCAAGGAUGACAUAUCCUGCAUCGUGGUUCGUCUCAAGGGGUGA
Molecule: messenger RNA, 357 nt
Organism: Prunus armeniaca (apricot)
Lineage: Eukaryota; Viridiplantae; Streptophyta; Magnoliopsida; Rosales; Rosaceae
Source: the annotation of a GenBank genome assembly